AUGAACAUUUUUUUAUCUGGUAAUGACUUACAAAAGCAUCUACGAGCACAAUGUUAUUCCGACCAGAUUCGAAAGCAAAUAUUCGAAUCGACUGCUCAUGUAAAAAAUCCAAAACAUCAAUUAGCAAUUCAAGUUAUAUUGUGGCAAAAUAAAAUAUUUUUUGAUCCUUCGUCGUCAAUUAUUAAUAUUCCUCCACAAUUGGCAAUUAGAACUGGUGAUCAUCCACCUAUCUAUUCAAAACAAUAUCCAGCUUCAUACAAAGAUCUAGACAUUAAAUUUCAAGAAACACAAAAAUUAUUAGAACGUGGUCAAAUUGAAGAAUCAACUUCUCCAUGGUCAUCACCGAUCGUUCUUGUUAAGAAAAAAGACAAAACCAUGCGAUUUUGCAUUGAUUACCGUUGGUUAAAUGCUAUUAUAAUUAAAGAUGCAUUUCCAUUUCCUCGAAUUGAUGAAAUAUUUGAUCAAUUAUCCGAUGCAAUGUAUUAUACAAAAUUUGAUUUUAAAUCUGGAUAUUUCCAGAUUCCUCUAUCUAAAGAGGACCGACCGAACACGGCUUUCUCUACGCGAGACAAUCAUUAUCAAUUUACAGUUCUUCCUCAAGGAAUAGCAAAUGGUCCAGCAACAUUUCAACGUGUUAUUUACCAUAUGUUAGGUCCUACACGAUGGAAAUAUGCAUUAGCAUAUAUUGAUGAUGUAAAUAUAUAUUCAAAAAAAAAAUUCAAAGAACAUUUAUCACAUCUCAAUGAAAUUUGUCAAAUAUUAAAAAAUACUCGAUUUCGUCUUAAUCCAGAAAAAUGUGAAAUUGCUCGAACACAAACUGAUUAUCUUGGACAUCGUAUACAAAAUGGUGAAAUUCGUCCAAGUCUUACCAAUAUACAUGGUUUAAUAAAUACAAGAUUAUCACAAACGACAGAUGAAGCUUGUAAAUUCGUUAAAGCUGCUGAAUAUUAUAGAAAAUUUAUUCUAAAUAUUUCUCAAAUUUCUGAACCUCUUAGAAAAUUCGUUCCAACUACCAGAACUCAAGAAAAUAAAGGACAAAAAACUAUUAUUACAUUGACAAAUGAUGAACUUAAAGCAUUCCAACAAUUAAAAAAUUUUCUUACAACUGAUCUGAUAUUACGACUGCCAAAUGAUAGAUUCCCAUUUAAAGUACAAACUAAUGCAUCUGAUGAGGAAAUCGGUGCGGUAUUCGGAAUUAAAUUUACAUGGGAAACUGAUUAUAAAGCACUCACACAAUUAAAUCAAAAAGCACAACUCAAUAAACGUUGUGAAAGAUGGAGAUUAAAAAUUUUAGAAUACGAUUUCAAGGUAAAAUACAUUCCUGAUUCAAUUAAUUUAAUACCUGAUUAUUUAUCAAGAUCUCCAGUAGAAGAUGCUGAAGAAGAUCCAGAUGAAAUUACUUAUGUUACUUCUCAAUCAACACAAACUGAUUUUGAAUUCCAUAACCCAUACUUUCCUGUUAUUACUGUUGUCGACACUCGCUCUUCUAAAUUACGUAAUACAAUAUUGGAUAAUUCCACAAAUACAUCAAAAUUUAGUAUCAGAUUCUCCAACGAAAGAGAAUCGAAUUAUUACAGUUGUUCAACUGAACCACUAAUUCAAGCUCAAAAAAAUGAUGAUUAUGCAAAGAAUAUCAUCCAAAACAUCAAAAAACACAAACAAUAUUUUAUAAAAAACAAUAUUUUAAUGCGUCGUUUAAAUCCUCUAGUCCCCUAUGUACCACAAGGUGAACUUCGUCGAACAAUAUUAAAAAUUUAUCAUGAUACUGCACCAAAUGAUGCACAUUUCAGAAAGGAUAAAAUAAUAUACAAAAUUAAAACAUGUUAUUUUUAG
Molecule: messenger RNA, 1833 nt
Organism: Rotaria sordida
Lineage: Eukaryota; Metazoa; Rotifera; Eurotatoria; Philodinida; Philodinidae
Source: the annotation of a GenBank genome assembly